UUCUAGAAGCAAUCUUGAAUACUCAUGACUUAAACGCUCAUAUUUAUAUAAAUGUUCUCAUUGAAAGGUCUCUCAUAACUACGUCAUAUGACACUAUAACAAUGCAUGAUUUACUUGAAGAAAUGGGUAGGGAAAUUGUUCGGCAAGAAUCAAUUCAUAAUCCUGGCGAACGUAGUCAGUUGUGGGAUCAUGAAGAUAUAUUUUCAGUAUUGAAGAAUAAUACGGGAACUAGAGCAAUUCGAAGCAUAUGCUUGGAUAUGUCUAAAGUAGAAGAGGUGCAUUUAAAUCCUGAAGCUUUUAACAACAUGCAAAACCUACGAUUCUUGAAAUUUUAUGGGUCUAAACAUGGAAAGAAGGUGCCUGAAUCUGAUUCCUCUGCAUUGUGCCAUAUCUUGAGAUUCUUGAAAAGAGAAAACUCCAAUUAUGGAAAGAAGGUGCAUGGUUUUGAGAAACUUAAGUUUUAUUUCUAUGAGACAAGACACUUUUACUUUCUUGGAUAUCCUGCCAAAUCAUUGCCUUCAAAUUUUAAUCCAAAGAACCUUGUUGCACUUUACAUGCCUAAUAGCAAAGUUAAAAAACUUUGGACUAGUAACCAGGUAUUUGUUAACUUUUAUAUUAUUCUUGUUAAUUUGAAACAUAUUGACCUCAGUGACUCUAAGCAUCUACACAGAAUACUGGAUUUGUCACUUAUGCCAAAUCUUGAAAGUUUGAUUCUUGAAGAUUGUACAAAUUUGUUUGACAGUUUCUCAUCUAUCCAUAAUCUCCAUAAACUUGUUAUCCUCAAUCUACGAGGAUGCAGAAGCUUUAAUAAUCUUCCAAUUAAUGAUAGUUUCCAAUCUCUUCGAGAAGUUUAUCUCUCUGGUUGCUCAAAUCUCAAAAAAGUUCCAUAUCUCCCUAAUAAAGUUGAAAAUUUAUACCUAGAUAGAAUUGCUAUUAAAGAAUUCCCAUCAAUAGGGCAUUUAUUUAGACUAGUAAAUUUGAUUAUUAGAAAAUGUUCAAGGCUUGAGAGAUUACCAGAUAACAUUCGUGAGUUGAAAUCUCUUAAAUGUCUGUAUCUCUCAAGUUGUUCCAAACUUGAUAGAUUGCCUAAUGACAUGGGAAAUUUACAAUCUUUGGAGGUACUGGAACUGGAGGAAAUUUCUUUUGCAGAAAUACCAACAUUUAUGACAAGUUUGAUCAACCUGGAGACAUUAUCUUUGACAAGAUGUAAGAUGCAGAAGCAAUCAAGUAUCCCACUCGUCGAUUUAUCUGUCUUCCAAAGAAUGAGAGCGCUAUGCCUGAUUGAUUGUUGCAUCGAAGUGUUACCGAGCAAUAUUGGCCAAUUACUCUCACUGGAAUAUUUAGAUAUAGCCCAAAACAAUUUGGAGACACUACCAGAGAGCAUCAAAGACCUGUCUAAACUGGAAGGGCUUUAUUUAAGCAAUUGCCAGAGGCUUAAAUACUUACCGAAGCUUCCAAGCAGUCUACGACAAAUUUGUGCAGAGGAUUGCGUAUCUCUUGAAUCAAUAUCAAGUUUAUUCCUACGUGUGGAUUCUUUUAUUGACAUAAUCGACUUCGCUAAUUGUCUCAAAUUAAAAUUAGAGAUGACAGAUGCUCUCUUGUUGAAUAUUGAGAGAAGUGCAGCAGACCAUCUCUCUCGACAAUUGUAUCACCUCAAAAAUAUCGCUCCUUUUUGGCAAUGGGCGAGCAUUUAUUACCCUGGAUGCGAAAUUCCAAAGUGGUUUGAUAUCAAAAGUAAUGGAUCUUUUAUAAAGUUUCCAGAAGAUUGGGUUAAUGAUAACUUAUUUGGUUUCGCUUUGUGUGUUGUUGUAUCAUUACACUAUCAAAAAUUUAGAAAUUUUCGAGUUGGAUUUCGCCUGAUUAUUAAUGGAGAGAUUAUUUCCCGUAAUGCGUUAACAGACUCAUUAAAAUUUUGGCUUGGGUCUCCUGAAGGUGAUAACAUUAUUGAAUCUGAUCAUAUAUUCAUAACUUAUAAUUGCAUUAAGAUGCCUGGGAAAUUUCCUCCACUUAAUUUGAAUAGCCAGGGUGGUGUUGAGUUCUUCGUUGAACAUGCAACUAAAGAAUGGUAUGGUUCGAAGCCCAAUGAAAAAAUGUGGAGUGACUUUAUUGUAUCAGAAAAAUGA
Molecule: messenger RNA, 2123 nt
Organism: Mangifera indica (mango)
Lineage: Eukaryota; Viridiplantae; Streptophyta; Magnoliopsida; Sapindales; Anacardiaceae
Product: disease resistance protein RPP2B-like
Exons: 4
Coding region: 102-2123 (673 amino acids)
Biological process (GO): defense response
Molecular function (GO): protein binding
Source: RefSeq, a predicted model, not a curated record